Messenger RNA from Hippocampus zosterae (dwarf seahorse), 1528 nucleotides. It is a transcript of the gene eif4e1c, whose product is annotated as eukaryotic translation initiation factor 4E family member 1c. NCBI's taxonomy places the organism in Eukaryota, Metazoa, Chordata, Actinopteri, Syngnathiformes, Syngnathidae. The transcript has 7 exons. Gene Ontology annotation, cellular component: cytoplasm; eukaryotic translation initiation factor 4F complex. Gene Ontology annotation, biological process: translational initiation. Bases 94 to 723 code for a protein of 209 amino acids. The record is from RefSeq and is a predicted model, not a curated record. Gene Ontology annotation, molecular function: RNA 7-methylguanosine cap binding; translation initiation factor activity.
AUUCACUGAUGUUUGGGCGGUAAAGGCUUCCGUACGCGAGUGGCUACGGUGUGACGCAGCGGGUUUAACGGGCAGACAAUUUCUACUGUCAAGAUGGCGACAUCGGAACCGAAGACACCCGAAACUGACGAGCAGCAAUCCGACGGCCAAGUCACAAACCAGGAACAGUACAUCAAACACCCUUUGCAAAACAGAUGGGCCCUGUGGUAUUUCAAAAAUGACAAAAGCAAAAGCUGGACGGAAAACCUGCGUCUCAUUUCCAAGUUUGACACGGUGGAGGACUUCUGGGCACUAUACAACCACAUACAGCAGCCCAGCAAGCUCAUCUAUGGCUGUGAUUAUUGCUUAUUCAAGGACGGCAUCAAGCCCAUGUGGGAGGACGACCGCAACAAACUGGGGGGACGCUGGCUGAUGACACUCAAUAAAGUCCAGCGGCACAACGACCUCGACCGCUACUGGAUGGAGACGCUCCUGUGUUUGGUGGGCGAGUCGUUUGACGAGGCGAGCGAUGACGUGUGCGGAGCCGUGGUCAACGUCAGGCACAAAGCGGACAAAAUAUCCAUCUGGACCAGCAACUGCCAAAACCGGGAGGCCAUCAUGAAGAUCGGGGAAACCUACAAGGACCUUCUGAGCAUCCCCAGCAAAGCCAUGCUCGGCUACCAAUCACACGACGACACGUCCAGCAAGAGCGGCUCCACCACUAAGAACAUGUACUCCAUUUGAAAAGGCCCUCACCGUCGCCACGCCGACCGCCCACGUUUAGAUUUUAACAACAAUUGCAAGCCCAAACCGUCAUCAUGUUAACAUUUCGAGUUGGAGUCAACUACGAUAUAGUGUUGUUACCUUUCACUGAAAAACAAACAAAUACACUGCUGCUCAAUUUCAGUGUGUUCUGAUUUGCAUCAGAGCAAAAAAAGAAAUAACAGAUGGGAAAACGGUAUGCACCUGAAAUGGUUGAAGAGCAGUUUUAACUUGAUUUAUUCCCUCAAGUGUUACACAAUAAGCGGACAGGCCAUCUUGAAUAAUCUACAAUAUGUUUGGUUUAUGAAAAAAAAAACGCAACUGUCGCCACGCUCUCCAGUGGUUUGGAUUUUUAAGGCCACUUAUUAUUUCAGCUAUGCUGGAAUUGUGGAUUAUCGCUUGUAGUAUUUGUUUUGUUUCCUCCCUUUUGCCCUCUUUACAUUUAUUUAUAAUGUAUGACUUGCAGUUGACAGCGAUUUUUUUUUUGUUAAAGAUGAAAAUCUGGACUACUGCAUUCUUGGAGGACAUUUUUUACAGUGUACCAUACAGUAAAGAUAAUGACCCAAUUUGUGUGUGUGUGUGAUUUUCACUGUUCUCUCGCUAACAAAUUGUAGAUAAUGACACUUGCUAUCUCUCUUUAUUUCUCUCUCUCGAUGCAACCUGAAAAAAAAUAUUGUGAAUGAUCUUUUUUUCCCCCCUUUGCAUAGUGUAUCUUUAUCUGUUCUCCCAGGAUGUAUAUUACCUUCUUUCAAGUAAAGGUGAAAUGCUUUGCAUUAAAAAAAACACA